UGGUCUGGCAUUCCCGCUUUCGCUUUCACGGAUCACCAUCCACCCUGCCCCUCCAGCCGAGUUCCUGCCACUUCCACCUUUGAACGCGACGCGAGCGAGCGAGCUCGGCUCUUUUUCACCCCCUGCCUCUCCCUCGGUCGAGUUCUCGGCUUUUGCCGAACGAAAGGCACCCGGAACCCAACGACAGCAGCAGCAGCAGUCCAUUCCAGCACUGGGCCGGGGCAAAGCAGGGAUGAAAAUGAAAAAGGAGGCGAGAUAAAAAGGCGGAGGAGAAGCAAAAGAGGCGAGGCUACAGCGGCGGCAGCAGAGGGCAGGGCAGGGCAGGGCUGGACCGGUGCUCGGAAAGUGCGGAGCCGUUUCCCCUCUAGUCGCCUGCCUGCUUGCCUCCACUCGCCCACGCCCGCGCCCGCGCCCGCCCGACCUUACUCUCUCCAGGGCCAGGUGCUCUCGCUGCUAGCGCGCGAGCGCAUCACCUGUGCGUGCGCGAGCCCCGAGGAGGGCGCCGACGCGCGCGCGGGAGAGAGACGGCUCUUGAUCGCACUCGUUCCCUCGCCAUGUCGUCCGCCGCGGGCGCGUACGGGGGCGGUGCCGGGAGCGGCGCCGAGCCCCACUGCCACGGGCACGGGCAUGGCGACUUCCUGCUGCACCACCAUGCACAGCACGUGGCGGGGCACCUGUACCACGUGCCGCAGCACAGCCGGCGCGAGAAGCUCCGGUUCCCGUCGGACGCCGCGGCGGACUCGACCACGCACGCUUCCGCCCCGUACCAGCAGCAGCCCGGGGCGUGGCCGCCGCCUCCCCCGGCGUUCUACUCCUACGCAUCCUCCACGUCGUCCUACUCCCCGCACAGCCCCACGCUGGCGCAGGCGCAGCUCGUGGCGCACGGCCUCGCCGUGGCGCCGCUCCCGCAGAUCCCGACGCAGAACUUCGCGCUGUCGCUCUCCUCCUCGUCAUCGAAUCCGCCUCCGCCACCGAGGAGGCAGCUCGGCGUCCCCUCGGGGUCCUACGGGCCCUUCACCGGCUACACGGCGGUGCUCGCGCGGUCGCGGUUCCUCGCCCCCGCGGAGAAGCUGCUCGAGGAGAUCUGCAACGUGGGUGGCGCGGCCGCGCACGUCGACCGGAGCGUCCCCGACGAUUGCUUGCUCGACGCGGAUCCGAUGGAGGCCAUCGAUCACGAUAUGGACGGCGGCGACCGCGCGGCCUCUGACGCUGGCCCCAUCUCCGGCGCCGAGCAGCAGUGGAGGAAAACAAGGCUCAUCUCCAUGAUGGAAGAGGUUUGCAAGAGGUACCGGCAGUACUACCAGCAGGUCCAGGUCGUGAUCGCCUCCUUCGACACCGUCGCCGGGUUCAGCAAUGCCGCCCCGUUCGCGGCGAUGGCUUUGAAGGUAAUGACGAAGCAUUUCAAAUGCCUGAAAGGCAUGAUACAGAGCCAGCUGCGCAACACGACCAAGUAUACUGCCGCUAAGGAGGGGCUCAGCAAGGACAUUGCCAUGUUCGGGCUCGCCGCCGGUGGCAGUGCCGCCGCGGGCUUCCAGAGAGGGAGCAGCGUGACGGCGUUCGGCCAGCCGCAAAACAUCUGGCGGCCGCAGAGAGGGCUCCCGGAGCGCGCGGUGUCCGUGCUCCGCGCAUGGCUGUUCGAACACUUCCUGCACCCGUAUCCUACUGAUGGAGACAAGCAAAUGCUGGCUAAACAAACAGGUUUAACACGGAACCAGGUAUCCAACUGGUUUAUUAAUGCACGGGUUCGGCUGUGGAAGCCGAUGGUGGAGGAAAUCCACAACCUCGAGAUGAGGCAGAUGCCCAAGCAUCCAGCGCUGGACAAGAGUCAGCAUGGCAUGUAUCACCAGACCCAGCAUUCGUCUGAGUGCAGCGGGAAGCCCUCUGAUCCGUCAGAUUCUCAGUUCGGACAAAGCAGCAGCAUCACGAGGAACCACAACAUCCCUGCCUCUCAGGGUCAGGGCUUCCCGGACGAGCUCUCCCAGAUGUCCCACUCCAUCCAGGGACAGGUGACCUUCGCGUACAACGGGCUGUCGACGCCGCACAGCAUGACAUCGUCGCAGCACCAGCAGCAGGUUGGAGCAGUCGGCAGCAUCGGCGGGACAGGGAACGGCGGCGUCUCCCUCACCCUCGGCCUUCACCAGAACAACAACAGGGUCUGCAUCGCCGAGCCGCUCCCGGCGUCUCUCCCGCCCAACCUCGCCCACCGUUUCGGGCUGGAGGACGUGAGCGACGCAGCCUACGUGAUGGGCUCGUUCGGAGGCCAGGACCGGCAUUUCGCCAAGGAGAGUGGUGGCCAUUUCGUGCACGAUUUUGUUGGGUGAUGCCAUGGUGGCUGCUGGUGGUGGUGGUGGCUUGAUCAUCAGCUAGCUUAUGAUGCACAUGCAUGUAAUGUACUAGUAGUAUGCUAGAAUGGUAUAUAAGUCGAUCACUCGGUGGCUUGGGUUGAUCGGGUUUGAAUCUACUUAUUUUGGAGGGUGGAAAGAACAUUGCUGACAGACCUUCAUGUCGAUCCAGGUAUGCUGUCAAAUAUUUGAUUUCCUGGGCUAUUACAGAGCUUGAGAAUACCUUCCCAAGACACGUUGUUUGCUCUAAGCUGAGAUUAACCUAUGAUGAAUUGAUGACUGCAUUGGCUA
Messenger RNA from Phragmites australis (common reed), 2633 nucleotides. Its product is annotated as BEL1-like homeodomain protein 9. Gene Ontology annotation, biological process: regulation of transcription by RNA polymerase II. The transcript is spliced from 4 exons. Bases 555 to 2321 code for a protein of 588 amino acids. The record is from RefSeq and is a predicted model, not a curated record. NCBI's taxonomy places the organism in Eukaryota, Viridiplantae, Streptophyta, Magnoliopsida, Poales, Poaceae. Gene Ontology annotation, molecular function: DNA-binding transcription factor activity, RNA polymerase II-specific; RNA polymerase II cis-regulatory region sequence-specific DNA binding.